GCGUAUGAAAAUGAGCGGCCCUAAACUCUUGAUUUGAAUCUGGCGGCUGAAAAUGCAAAGCCUAACAUAAUAAGCUGACAUGCCACUGAUUCCUUCUUCUCCUUCCUCCCUUUCUUUUCACACCAUCUUUCGAGAACGUAUUCAUCAUCUUAGCAUUGACAAUGGCAGCCAACUCCUCCAAGGGCGAUUAUCACGAGCCAGAGUAUGCGAAACCGCAGGACAAGAGCAAACCGCCAUACUACCACACAAACAUCGAGCACAAGAUCCCCGCAGAGACGCAUGAGCUGCUGGAAAAGUACAGCCACAUUCCACGGGAGCAACAUUCGGAACACGUCCACAAGACGCGCGACCAAGCGUGGGAAAUCAGAUCCUACCCAUGCAUCGGCCUUGGCUCUUGGCUCGUCCCCCAGCUGCGGAGACAGCCGGUGUACAACGAGAUUCUACAGCGCGUGAAGGCUGGCGGAUCCGUGCUGGACGUCGGCACUUUCAUCGGCUACGAUCUCCGCGCCCUGGCGUAUGAUGGCGCGCCCUCCGACCAGCUGUACGGUCUCGAUAUCGUCAACCAUUUCGACGUGGGCUACGACUUCUUCCGGGACCGCGACUCGUUCAAGGGCCGCUUUAUUGAGGCAGAUAUGCUGUCUCCAGACGCGCCAGAGCUGCAGCCGCUGCGUAAGAGCGUCGACAUCGUCAUCGUCUCCCAAGUCCUGCACCAAUGGAACUGGGUCAACCAGGUGCGCGGCGCUCAGGCCUUGACCACCUUCACCAAGCCCGGCUCCAUGAUCGUCGGCAAUCAAAUUGGCAAUGUGAAGGCCCAGGAAAUCGCCUCCUUGGGCAACAAUCUCCCCGACGUUUACCGACACGAUCCCGAAAGCUUUACGAGGCUCUGGGACGAAGUGGGCAAGGCGGUAGGCAUGCGAUUUGAGACGCAAGGCCGUUUGCGAAGCUUCGUGGAGAUGGGAUGGGAUCCAAAUGACGCGGCGUGGAUGGACAAGGGGACGCGUGUGUUGGAGUUUGUCGUCCAACGACUGGAAUGAGCAAGGCGAAAGGUGACAUCUUCGCGAGGAAGCUGAACAGAGAA
Neohortaea acidophila is the source of this 1078-nucleotide messenger RNA. RefSeq lists its product as uncharacterized. Lineage: Eukaryota; Fungi; Ascomycota; Dothideomycetes; Mycosphaerellales; Teratosphaeriaceae. The transcript has 3 exons. The coding region runs from base 162 to 1034 and encodes 290 amino acids. The record is from RefSeq and is a predicted model, not a curated record.